Messenger RNA from Colletotrichum tamarilloi, 2673 nucleotides. RefSeq names its product DNA repair helicase. Gene Ontology annotation, biological process: establishment of sister chromatid cohesion; nucleobase-containing compound metabolic process. The record is from RefSeq and is a predicted model, not a curated record. NCBI's taxonomy places the organism in Eukaryota, Fungi, Ascomycota, Sordariomycetes, Glomerellales, Glomerellaceae. Gene Ontology annotation, molecular function: hydrolase activity, acting on acid anhydrides, in phosphorus-containing anhydrides; DNA binding; ATP binding. The transcript has 4 exons. Gene Ontology annotation, cellular component: nucleus. The coding region runs from base 1 to 2673 and encodes 890 amino acids.
AUGGCGGACAGCGCCCCCAGUGACAUGACUGUCCCGGACGGCAUUGACUUCAACCAUCCUUACACACCUUAUGAUGUGCAGACUGAUUUCAUGAAAGCGGCCUAUGGCGUAUUGCAGCAGGGAAAUGGACAGGUCGGCAUCCUUGAGAGCCCAACAGGCACGGGCAAAUCGCUUUCGCUCAUUUGCGCUUCAUUAACAUGGUUGCGGAAUCAGCGUGUUGAGGAACACGAGGCAUCCCUCAAAGUCAACAUGGACGACUUCAAGGAUGAGCCCGACUGGAUUGUGGAGCAAAUGCUGCGCCGGAAAAGAGAUGAACUCGCCCGCACCUGGGAAGAGCGAGAGAAGAAGCUGGAACAGAUCCGUCAAAAAGAACAGGCUAUUGAAGCUCGCAGCGCCAAGCGACGCCGCUUUGACGAUGGCCCCUCGAGAUCGAAGCCUCGUGCUCUCGAAGUUGAGGAGGAUGCCGAAUUCUUGCUUGAUGAGCCAGACGCAGCCGGGUCGGCCAAUGGCGGCGAUGCCAUGAGUGGUCUGAGCAAAGAGACAAAAGACAUCCUAUCCAGGUUCGGCUUGGGAAGUCUCAACGCCAAUCAAGAGGAGGACAAGGUCGAGGACGGAGUCAAGAUAUACUACACAUCAAGAACGCACUCGCAACUCACCCAAUUCAUCCAUGAACUGCGACGACCAUCCUUCCCAUCAUCCGUACCUCAGUCGAUUGUGCGACGCCAAAGUGAAGACGACCACCCUGCCAAAGAAGCAGUCAAACACCUGCCCCUAUCGUCACGCCAGAAACUCUGCAUCAACCCCUCCGUAUCGCGCCUUGGCAGCUUAUCCGCCAUUAAUGACCGUUGUGCGGAACUCCAAAAGCCAAAGUCAAAGGACAAGUGCCCUCACGUCUUGAAAGAAGAUAAUAUUGCCGAGACGCAUCAGUUCAGGGACACCGCCCACGCCAUGUUGCCUGACAUCGAAGACCUGUAUCAUCUGGGGAAGAAGCUGUCUAUCUGUCCGUACUAUGCAUCACGCGCGGCGAUUGCUGGUGCCGAGAUCGUCACUUUACCAUACCCCUUGCUGCUACAGAAGAACGCAAGAGAUGCACUCGGCAUCAAGCUAGAGGGCAACGUUGUUAUUGUCGACGAGGCGCACAAUAUCAUGGACGCUGUAGCCAACGUAUAUGCAUCCGAGGUGAAGCUGAGCGAGCUGAGGAGGGCACGACAGAUGCUCGGUAUCUACGUCAAGAAGUUUGGCAAGAAGCUGAAGGGAGAGAACCGAGUCAUGGUCGGGCAGGUGGGCAGAGUCGUCGAGGGUCUCAGCGAGUGGAUGGACGGGCAAUUGAAGGCCAAGAGUACCCAGGGCAUCGUCGACUCCAAAGUUCUCCUCCGCUGCAAGGGAGUGGAUCAGAUCAAUCUGUUCCGCCUGAUUCAGUACAUCCAGGAGUCAAAACUCGCCUACAAGAUUGAGAGCUACGUAGCCCAUGUCGAAGAGGAAGCCUCCGAUGCAGGCCACGUCAAGGCAUCACCGAGAUCUUCCACGCCUGUCCUACACAUAUUAUCCUCCUUCCUGAUAUCUCUCACCAACCUUAGCUCCGAGGGACGCAUUUUCUACGAGAAGCUCACUACGAACCCGCCAGAUAUCCAACUUUCCUACCUGCUACUGUCACCAACGCACGCCUUCUCAACCAUUGCCACGAGCGCCAGAGCGGUCAUCCUCGCCGGCGGCACUAUGUCUCCAUUUGACGACUACAAGGACCAUCUCUUUCCCUAUCUUUCCACCUCGAAACUUACGACCCUCAGCUGCGGGCACGUCAUUCCCCCCUCUAACCUCUGUGUCUGGACCCUGGCAGGCACACAGCCCGGCCCAAAUCGGGACACCAAUUCCACAUUCGAGUUCAGCUUCCAGCGCAGGGCUGACAAGGCCAUGGUAAGCCAGCUGGGUCUGGCCAUCUUGAACAUGUGCAACGUCGUGCCUGAUGGUGUGGUCGUGUUCUUCCCCAGUUAUGGGUACCUCGAUGAAGUCGUUGCAAUUUGGGAUAGCCGGACUGUUGGGGAGCCCAAGUCAAUGUGGCAGCGCCUUCAGGAAAGAAAACAGGCAUUCAAAGAAACCCGCGGCGGAUCCAGCGACGAGGUGCUGGAGGCGUACAGCCAAGCCAUUUUAGGUGAUGAAACCGACAGAAUACCGGGAGCGCCACCCAAACCUCGAGGUGCCCUGCUACUCAGUGUAGUCGGCGGUAAGAUGAGCGAGGGCAUCAACUUCUCCGAUCGCCUGGGCCGCUGCGUCAUUAUCGUAGGUCUGCCAUACCCAAACAUCAACUCUCCCGAAUGGAAGGCCAAGACGGAAUACAUCGAGACCACGACUGUCCAACGACUGACGGAUCCCGCGGGCGCGACGAAGAUGUCGAGAGACGAGGCGUUGGUGGUCGCGAAACAGGCGGCUAGGGACUUUUACGAGAACGCUUGUAUGCGAGCCGUCAACCAGAGUAUCGGGCGGGCCAUCAGGCACAUGGGUGACUAUGCAGCCAUCGUACUUGUGGAUCGCAGGUAUGGAACGGAGAGGAUCCGGGGCAAGCUUCCUGGGUGGAUUCGGGGCGGUAUGAAUGGUGAUAGUCACGAGAAGGGGCUGCCUCAACUGAUGGGAGCCCUGAGUGGGUUCUUUCGGUCGAAGAGGACUGGAGCAUCGUGA